AAAUAAUUGAGUCAUUGCUGGAGUUCUUGGUCUUCUCUUGAGCGCCCCGACAUCACAAUGGCUUCAACAGCAAAUACCCCAACUCCACUGUGGCUGGACUGUGAUCCGGGUCACGAUGACGCCUUCGCCAUCCUUCUCGCUGCGCAUCAUCCCUCAUUGAAGCUUCUCGGUAUCACCACUAUCCAUGGCAAUUCCUCGCUAGACAAUACCACGGUCAACGCUACCAGGGUUUUGGAAGCUAUCGGCCGCUCGGAUAUCCCUGUUUACCCCGGAACCAAGAAGCCCUUCUGUCGCCCUGCUGUUCAUGCGCCCAAUAUUCAUGGCGAUUCCGGUAUCGAUGGAACCGAGCUUCUCCCCAAGGCCACCACGUCUCCCAUCACCGAUAAAAACCCCAUCCUUGCCAUGCGCGAUGCUCUUCUGGCCGAGCCUAAGGGAACACCCUGGGUCAUUGCUACCGGCACACUGACCAACGUCGCCCUUCUUUUCGCUACUUUCCCGGAAGUGGUGGACCACAUCCAGGGGCUGAGCAUCAUGGGAGGAGCGGUUGGCAAUGGGUUUACUGAUGUUCCUGUGAGUAGAAUUGCGGGGCAGCAGGACCGGAUCGGCAACGUGACACCUUUCGCCGAGUUUAACAUUUACUGCGAUCCCGAGUCCUCUCAGUCCAUCUUCAGCAACGCCGUUCUGUCAUCCAAGACGUACUUGAUCUCGCUCGACCUGACUCACCAGGUCCUGGCCAACGAAAAGGUGCGGAACCUCCUCCGUCACGGCGGGGAUGAUGCCUCCGUUCAGCCCUCGACCCUUCGACAAAUGCUCUAUGAGCUCCUCAUCUUCUUUGCCUCCACUUACGAAAACGUGUUUGGACUGGCCUCGGGCCCACCCUUGCACGACCCCCUUGCCGUGGCCAUCAUCUUGUCGACCUUGAACCCCCUCUACUCCAAGCAUCACCCGGAGGCUCUGAAAUUCGAUGACCGCAAUGGAGAGCGUUUCGCUGUCAACGUGGUGACCAACGGUCUUCAUUCAAAAGACAUGGAGCUGGUUGGUCAUCUGGGUCAGACCGUUACUAAGCCUGCGCCGAACGCGGUUUGCAUUCCCCGAGGCGUCGAUCUCGAUGCUUUCUGGAACUUGAUCAACGAUUGUCUCAAACGUGCCGAUGAGCUGAACGCUGCACGGAAGGCGUAAUCCGACAACGUAGACUAUCCGCUUGAUUUAAUAUGCGGCUUUAGGAUAUAGACGAAAAUAGAGAUUCUGG
Molecule: messenger RNA, 1249 nt
Organism: Aspergillus homomorphus CBS 101889
Lineage: Eukaryota; Fungi; Ascomycota; Eurotiomycetes; Eurotiales; Aspergillaceae
Product: uridine-cytidine N-ribohydrolase
Exons: 5
Coding region: 58-1179 (373 amino acids)
Biological process (GO): purine nucleoside catabolic process
Cellular component (GO): cytosol
Molecular function (GO): purine nucleosidase activity
Source: RefSeq, a predicted model, not a curated record